This is a messenger RNA of Lepidothrix coronata (blue-crowned manakin), 1243 nucleotides long. Its product is annotated as segment polarity protein dishevelled homolog DVL-1-like. The transcript has 4 exons. Lineage: Eukaryota; Metazoa; Chordata; Aves; Passeriformes; Pipridae. Gene Ontology annotation, cellular component: cytosol. The record is from RefSeq and is a predicted model, not a curated record. Gene Ontology annotation, biological process: canonical Wnt signaling pathway; intracellular signal transduction. Gene Ontology annotation, molecular function: frizzled binding. Bases 141 to 1028 code for a protein of 295 amino acids.
AUCUGUUGGUAAAACUGUGUCUUUGUUUCAUCCAAAUGGGGAGCUGAGAAGGACUUUUCAGACUCAGUUCAUUUCAAAGCAGCCUGUAACCUCUCUUCCUUUUAGAGUUAGAAGAAUCUCCCUUAACUGUGAAGAGUGACAUGGCUACUAUUGUCAAGGUUAUGCAGCUCCCAGACUCAGGCCUUGAAAUUCGGGACAGGAUGUGGUUAAAAAUCACCAUCUCCAAUGCAGUGAUAGGAGCAGAUGUGGUUGACUGGCUUUACACACACGUGGAAGGCUUCAAAGACCGGCGGGAGGCGAGGAAAUACGCCAGCAGCAUGUUAAAACACGGCUACCUCAGGCACACUGUGAACAAAAUCACCUUCUCAGAGCAGUGCUACUACGUCUUUGGAGACCUCUGUGGCAACCUGGCUGCACUGAACCUCAACAACGGUUCCAGCGGCGCCUCGGAUCAGGACACCCUCGCUCCGCUCCCGCAUCCUGCUGCUCCCUGGCCAUUAGGCCAAGGAUACCCCUACCAGUAUCCUCUGCCCCCUCCGUGUUUUCCACCAGCAUACCAAGACCCAGGCUUUAGCUAUGGCAGUGGCAGUGCAGGGAGCCAGCAAAGUGAAGGAAGCAAAAGCAGCGGCUCGAACCGGAGCACCAGCGAGAACAGCAGGCGAGCUGUGGGCAGGGAGAAGGACCGCAAGUCGGGGGGCAGUGGCAGCGAGUCGGAGCACACGGCGCGGAGCGGCGGCAGCACCGCGCGCCGGGACCGGCCCGCCAGCCAGCUCAGCCACCGCAGCCACGGCUCCGCCGCCCACAGCGACAGAAGCCACCACAGCCACCACUCCUACGGGGGGCCCCCGGGGGUGCCCCCGCUCUACAGCCUCCCCAAGCUGGGCUCCAAAGUCUACGGGACCAGCGGCCCCCCCGGAGGGCCUCCCGUGCGGGAACUGAGCGCGGUCCCCCCGGAGCUCACCGGGAGCCGCCAGUCCUUCCAGAAGGCCAUGGGCAACCCUUGUGAGUUCUUCGUAGACAUCAUGUGAGAGGAAGUGCCUUCAGACUCUGCCUGGGUUGGGGUGGGGAGAGGGGGGUGGGUUGGUUUUUUUUUUUUGGGGUGGUUUGUUGUCGAACACUUAAUGGAAGAGACUUGGCUGGUCUUGCAUGUCACACCUUCCUGUUUGCAAAGUGUGUUGCAGUAAAAAAAAAAAAAAAAAAAAAUCAAGAAAACAGAGCGAAAAAUGCAAAAAAAAAAAAUUCC